This is a messenger RNA of Ostrinia nubilalis (European corn borer), 3042 nucleotides long. RefSeq names its product serine/threonine-protein phosphatase Pgam5, mitochondrial (gene Pgam5). Gene Ontology annotation, molecular function: protein serine/threonine phosphatase activity. The coding region runs from base 124 to 990 and encodes 288 amino acids. The transcript is spliced from 6 exons. Gene Ontology annotation, biological process: positive regulation of mitochondrial fission; peptidyl-threonine dephosphorylation. NCBI's taxonomy places the organism in Eukaryota, Metazoa, Arthropoda, Insecta, Lepidoptera, Crambidae. Gene Ontology annotation, cellular component: mitochondrion. The record is from RefSeq and is a predicted model, not a curated record.
AAAAACGGUGGUUGUCGAGAGGUUACCUUGCUAUCGUAAAAUCAAUUAAACUUUGUUAAAAAAUUAUUAACUAAUGCAACAAAGUAUUACCAGUGAACUGUAUUAAGUUUUCAUUGAUCUGAAAUGGCUACGUGGUCUAGGUUCCAAAAAAUAGCGAUUAUAAGUUUAGGUGCUGUUGGUGGUGGUUUUGCCUAUUAUCAAAUAAACAGUACAAGGAGUGAUAAAAAAUUCGAUGUGCAGAACUCGUGGACGACGAAUUUCACGCCCAGUGUGAAAUGGGACAAGAAUUGGGACCAUCGAGAGCCAGCGAGCUUAGUGAAGCCUAUACGUUCCGAUAAGCCCGAGGAAGAAAACAGGUACAAUGAGCAAUUGGAGAAGUCUAAAAGCAAAGCUGUCAGGCAUUUGUUCCUCAUCAGACACGGCCAGUAUAACGUGGACGGUGUAACGGACAAAGAAAGGACAUUGACAGAGUUAGGUAGACAGCAAGCCGACCUGACAGGCCAGAGGUUAGCAUGCCUCGACAUCAAAUGGGACCUACUGGUGCGGUCAACGAUGACACGUGCUCAGGAGACCGCCAAAAUCAUUGCGCAGCAUCUCGACAAAAAUAUUGAGGUCAAAGAUUGUCAGCUAAUUGAGGAGGGGGCUCCUAUCCCACCGGAACCACCUGUGGGGCACUGGAGACCAGAGCCAAGACAGUUUUUCCAGGACGGCGCGCGCAUCGAGGCGGCAUUCCGCCGCUACUUCCAUAGAGCGCCGCCGGAGCAGACCCAAGAUAGCUAUACGCUGCUGGUGUGCCACGCCAACGUGAUACGAUUCUUCGUUUGCAAAGCCCUUCAGUUCCCUCCCGAAGGCUGGCUGCGGAUAGCGCUCAACCACGGCUCAAUCACCUGGAUCUCCAUCCUGCCUAGCGGGAACGUGGUCCUCCGCACCCUGGGCGAGACGGGACACAUGGCCCCCAAAUAUAUCAGCAGCCGGAAUAAUCCGACUUAAGUGAUGCUGAGAAACGCAGACGAACGGUAUUUAACGUAGUAUCACUGUGCCGUAACUUGCUUUUGCACAGGCUUUUGUGUACCUUACAAGAAUACAGUAAUUGAAAUCUAAGAAAAACUUUGAAAAUGUAACAUUCGUGAAGGUUUGACGAACAGAAAUGUUAUAUAAUUCGCCUUACAGCUAGCGCUAAAAGUAACUUGUAAGUUCUUUUAACACGUUUAACGCCAUAAUUUAAAAAUAACAAUAAAUUAAUCAUGGUCAAAAAGUAGCUUUAGAUUGUUUUUGGGUUCACUUGAUGUUUUAGAAUAUUUUUUUAAAAUUUCUUUAAAAAAACCGCGCAUAGGUUUUCUUCAAUUUUAACAAAAAAAAAAUAGAACCGACUAAAAGGUGUUCGCUUUGCAGUAUUUGUAAUGAGACAGAUAAUUUAAUUCCCAAAAUAAUGUGAAGGGAAAUUCGAAUUUAGAAUGCUAUGUUUUUUUUUGUUGUAAAAUAGGUCAUAGUUUUGAUUGUCAGCCAGUGUUCUAUGGACAAACUUCCGAAUGAUUAUGCCAUUAAACUGUAUUGUUGUAACUUACACUUAUUAUUGUAAUAGCACACCGUAAUGAAGAUCUAUUGUUGACAAAACAAUAGAUCGAUUUGUAGAUGCUUGUUCGUUACCACAUGUCAAUUAAAUGUGUAGUUUAGUGUGUUGUUUAGAUUCGAAGACCUAGAUCACACCACUGCCAUUUUCUACAAAAGAAAUGUCAUUACUGUCAUAAUAAAAGUGUCGAAGACUCUCACUAAGACCACCCUCUUUUUAUACAUAUGUAUUUUAAUUUUUUGAAUGUAUUUUUGUUUUGUUUUAAUGGGUAAAGUGUGCUAAAUGUAUUUCAUCGUCUUGUAAUAUUUGUCCGUCGUAGAUGUCAAGGUGUCCACAUUUUGUAUCCCCAUGUUCAUGGUUCUUAAUAUUCAUUAACACCAUCAUUUGUUUGCACAAUUAAUAAGCAGUUACAGAGUGUUUAAAAAAUCUUUACUAUUUCUUUAUACUUUUUAUAAAGAAGAAUAAUUAUGUUUAAUUAAUUAGAAAACGAUUCAAAUAUUGUUUAUUAAAUGAUACGUUUAUGAUGUUAGUUACCAAAACUUCUCAGCUCUAUUCUAAAACGACACUCAAAAUUCAAUCUUCUAUGUAUUUCAUGUAGAUUCAUAUUUGUGUGCCAUUUUUACCAGUUCUACCCGUAUUUAAACUAAAAAUAUGUAUAUUAUUAUUGUUGAGUGAAUUUUUAAUCGGUUGUCAUUUCUGUAUACGGGCCUUAAGCUCCAAUGAAAUAUGGUUAAUUUUUGCUUGGAAUUCAUCAAUCAUUGGCAGGCACAAUCCAUCAUUGUAAAAGCCACCUUAUAGUGAAUUGCAAAAGAUGCAAAUUAUGUUUUUUCCUGUUGCGUUGUUAGCUUGAGAAUAAAUUGAUAAAUUAAUGAAUUUAAUGAUCAAAUAUUAUGUUGUUACUUUAACAAAUUGUUACUUUAUUUGUAUUUGAUAACACUGCCAUAUUCGAAUAGCUACAAUUUGAGUGCCAUUCGCAAAGUGAGUACCUACAAUACCUAUUUAACUAACGUAGAUAAUAAAUUAAUUAACUACUUUUAACUACAUUGGGGUCAUCAAACACACAUUGUCAUUAUGUGACUGCACAUAAAUGCAUUACUAAGUGUGGGAUCCACAAUAUUUUGCCAUAGAUUUUCUAGUUAAACAAGUAGGUAAUUAUUUCUUUAAUUAAAUGUAUUUUUCAGAUACUUCGGAAAUUCCAUUUGGUAAGUUACUCUUUGCGAUGGCAACAUUUAAAUUAAUGCUUAUCCGAAUUUUUACCUUGUUGUGUAUUAGGAAAAUAUACAAUUAUAUUGAAUAAUAAUAAUAAUAAUCUGUGCUCAAUGUAUUUCCUAACAUAUUCGGCUUCAAGCAACUUUGCCUUUGUAGUCAAUCAAAAUACCUCCAUUUUAGAAGCCAAUGUGAAUUUGUAUCGACAUGUAUAUAAAAUAAGCUGUAAAUAUUUUGAUAUGUCAAUAAAAUUUAUGAACAAAAGA